This is a messenger RNA of Fusarium tjaetaba, 1470 nucleotides long. RefSeq names its product oxidoreductase. Gene Ontology annotation, molecular function: monooxygenase activity; heme binding; iron ion binding. Lineage: Eukaryota; Fungi; Ascomycota; Sordariomycetes; Hypocreales; Nectriaceae. The transcript has 4 exons. The record is from RefSeq and is a predicted model, not a curated record. Bases 1 to 1470 code for a protein of 489 amino acids.
AUGUCUGCCUCUAUUGUCAUAGUCACAGCCAUUCUGGCAUCACUAUCCUUUCUUCUCCUCAAGCAUACACUACGACCCCAGAAACCUCCCUUGCCACCUGGUCCCAAAGGCCUACCACUUUUGGGCAACAUCCGUGAUCUCCCACCACCCGGAACACUAGAAUGGCCUCACUGGCAGAGUCACAAAGAGAAAUACGGUCCGAUAACUUCAGUCUCUGUGCUGGGACAGAAUUUUGUCAUUUUGCAUGACAGACAGGUCAUCAUGGAUCUUCUGGAGACGCGAGCGAUGAAGAGUGCUUCACGCCCCAAGCUGGUCUUUGCUGGGGACAUUGUUGGAUACGACGGUGUCAUGGGCCUGAUGCCGUACAACCGAACCUUUCGACUGCAUCGCAAACUCACAGCCACCCAAGUCAGCCCCAAAUCCAUCACCCGAUUCGAGCCCAUCCAAGAGCUAGAGAUCCUCAGACUGUUGAAGAAACUCCAUCAAGAUCCCAACAGUCAGAAUCUUCCGGAUCAUCUGAACCAGGUGUCAGGCUCCAUCAUGCUCCGAAUUCUUUACAACUACGAGACAGAUCCCAAGAGAAAUGAUCACAUCGUCAGCAUGGCUAAUCUCGUGAUGGAAGAGUUUUCUCAAGCUACCGCUCCAGGUGCUUGGCUGGUGGACUUUAUCCCAUGGCUUCGACAUAUCCCAGAGUGGAUGCCCGGCGCUGGUUUCAAGAAGACUGCCAAACUGUUCAGGCAGCAUCUCCAUCAAAACGUCCAAGAUCCUUACCAAUACGUCCAAGAUCAGAUGACUAACGGCAAGGAUGAUGUUUCCUACGUAGCAGGUCUCAUCCAGGACCCUCAACGCAAAAUAGAUCCCGAGGAAGAAAGCGUCAUCGCUUGGACUGCAGCGUCGAUGAUGAAUGCAGGAACCGACACCACCGGCGCGACACUCCUUGCCUUCUUUGCAGCCAUGCUCCUCAACCCCAACGUCCAAAAGAAAGCUCAAGAAGAAAUCUCCCGUGUCACCGAAGACUCGCGCCUCCCCUCCUUUACCGACAAGUCAAACCUUCCAUACAUCACCGCCAUCGCCCAAGAAGUCCUCCGCUGGCACACCCUCGCCCCAAUGGGCUUCCCGCACAUGACGACUGAAGACGAUACAUACCGCGGGUACUUCAUCCCCAAAAACACUCUCCUCUUCCCAGCGGUAGCGUCUCUCACGCAUGAUCCUGAAGUCUACCAUGUUCCGAUGGAGUUCAAGCCAGAACGGUAUUUCGAGCCGUAUAAUGAGCCGUCACCGGCAGAUCUAGUGUUUGGGUUUGGGAGGAGAGCAUGUCCGGGACGCUGGGUCGCGGAUCAGACUCUGUUUUUGAGUAUUGCGCAGACGUUGGCGGUUUUUGGGAUUGAGAAGAGGGUGGAUGGGGAGGGGAGGGAGAUUGAGGUUGGGAUUGUGCUUAGGGACGAGAAGUACAGACACUAUGUCGAGUAG